Moneuplotes crassus is the source of this 1755-nucleotide messenger RNA. The record is from the annotation of a GenBank genome assembly. NCBI's taxonomy places the organism in Eukaryota, Ciliophora, Spirotrichea, Euplotida, Euplotidae.
CUGAACAUGAAAAGAAACGAAUCAAAGCCGAGUGAAUUCAUAUCCCAUAUGCAACAAUGGCUGAAAAAAGCAGAUGCUGAAGUCCUUACUAGUCAAAUAAGGGAAGAAAAAUUGAAAUAAAGUCAUUCCUGAUUAUUCUAAACGAAACCUUAAAAUAAAGCGCAAAUCCAACUGUAGCACUGACACUCAGAAUAAUCCCUUGUUUUACUCGCUUAAAGAUAUUCCAGAGAGAGGAAAAUAAGAAAAUGCGUAUAACUCAACCUAUAUUUCAUUCAAAGAAGAAAUUUUCAAAUUUGAUGUCCAAGAGAAACAGUAUGGCUAGUUCAAAAAUGCCAAAAGAAACAACUACAGUUAUUACAGAUGAUGUCAUUGAUUCGAGUAAUUUUAUGACCCCCGUUGGGAUCUUUGAACCAAAUUCUCAAAUAUGGAAUAUGCAGAAAACAGAUCAUUUCAGGAAUGUACAUACUUCAAAUAGUAUACCGAAAUAUGCACUUCAGCCACCUCAAAAUCCUGAUUUACCCACCUCUUCUCUUCUGACCAAUCAAGCUCUUCAAACUACUCUUACAAAUUAUCCUUCCUUGACCUUUGCCAAACCUAGAGUCUGCUUCUCUCAGAAAGUUCCUCGUUCUAAGAGCCAGAAGACCUUAUCUCGUCUAGAAGCUAAAGAGACAGAACACAAGUUUAUCAAGAACAAGAACAUUAUUACAAGAAUGGUGAACAGGACUUUUAUGAAGCUGAAGAGACAGCAGGAGUUGGAAAGUAUGAGGAAGAGGGUACAGACGCAGAGGCAGAUUAAUAGGGAGAGUAUGAUGAGGGCGAAUGGAGGGUGGGAGAAUGGAGGGUACUCCAGGUUGUUGCAGAGUAAGCUGUAUAAGAUUGAUUCAAGGGCUUUUGUGAAUGGGGAUGGACUUUCGGAUACUCCUGGGGUCGAGAUUUUUGAUAAUCAGGAGAUUAGAAAGGCAUCUACUCAUGCUUCAUGAGUUGUUUCUCAUGAUAAUUCACCAACUAGGAUUAAUGGAGUGCUUGAUAAUAAGACUAGCUUUCAUCCUGAUAAUUUGAAAAAUAAGUUGGAAAUUAUUCAAAAAGUUAAAGAUAAGGCUAAAGAAGAAAUAAAAAAGGAUAAAAUUCUUGUCAAAGUUAAAAGCGAUGCCAAAAUUGAAGGGAGCAUUAUGCCUCAUAAGAAUAUUUGAACAAGCCCAGUAUCUCAACAAUCCACUAAUACUCUAAACUCAAUGAAAAACAGCUUUACUCUUAAGCGUAACCUUAAAACAAGUCGAGAAAGUCACCAUUCCAAAAGCUCUCUCCAAAACCCUCUCUCUUCAACAGAUGCUCUUAAGAACAAAACCUUUAACAAAACUACAAAGGCUGAGAUCACAGCUAUGCUGGCUGCCAGAAAUAGGCCUCGUAACGAAUCUUUAAUCCCUUCUCAGAAGGACAUAAUCUCUUCAACAGGGAUUGCCAGUACAGAAUCCAACUUCCCUCUAACUAAGGGUAAGUACAAUUUUGGAAAGAAGCUGAAGAAGCUAGGCUCGAGUCCUAAAAAGGUUCCAUUGACCCAAAGAGUCCAAAAGGUGAAUAGACCACCAGAUUUUCUGAAGAAGCAAGCCUUGAUCUCACAGUGAGACUUCAACUUCGGCCAGAUUCCUAUUGAAAUGACCCCUGCGAUGAAAAUACAGCUGGAUGAACUUAAGGAGAAGAUUUUGGAGGAUAACCCAAAUCCUCCUCCUUUUAAGUUGUAGGUCAGAUUCAAUUAUA